Molecule: messenger RNA, 1524 nt
Organism: Podospora anserina S mat+
Lineage: Eukaryota; Fungi; Ascomycota; Sordariomycetes; Sordariales; Podosporaceae
Exons: 5
Coding region: 1-1524 (507 amino acids)
Biological process (GO): hydrogen peroxide catabolic process; response to hydrogen peroxide
Cellular component (GO): mitochondrion; peroxisome; cytoplasm
Molecular function (GO): catalase activity; heme binding
Source: RefSeq, a predicted model, not a curated record
AUGGCUCCAGACGACGCCCCCAUCGUUACAUUGGCCGAGGGCCGGCCUGUCCAUGACCCAACCGCGGCAACUGUUCUACGUGGUGAAAAGCCCAAGGGAGGGCAGCUAUCACUUUUAUCAGACACCCAGCUCAUAGAGACCCUCGCCCACUUUCCUCGGGAGAGGAUUCCUGAGAGAGUCGUACACGCCAAAGCCGCAGGAGCAUGGGGUGAAUUCGAGUGCACUCAUGAUGUAUCAGACUUUACAUCCGCUGCUUUUCUGAGCAAGGUGGGCAAGAAGACCAAGGUCCUCGCCCGCCUGUCGACAGUAGCCGGAGAGAAGGGGUCUUCAGACACCACCCGAGACAUCCGCGGGUUCGCCCUCAAGAUGUUUACCGAAGAAGGCAAUUGGGAUUUCGUCGGCAACGAUCUUCCCGUCUUUUUCAUCCGAGAUCCCGUCAAAUUCCCGAGUCUAAACCGCUCCCACAAACGUCAUCCCCAAACCAACGUCCCUGACUCGACCAUGUUCUGGGACUUUCACAACAACAACCAGGAAGGUGUCCACUGCCUCAUGCAGCUCUUCGGAGGGCGCGGUAUCCCCAAGUCUCUGCGCAACAUCAACGGUUUCGGGAACCACACCUUCAAGUUCGGCAAGCCAGAAGACAGCACCUUCAAAUAUGUCAAGAUCCAUUUCAAGCCUGACGCUGGGAUCCAGAACCUUGAGUCUGAUGAAGCUCUCAAGUUGGCGGGAGAAGAGCCUGACUACCAUAUCAAGGACCUGUACAAUGCCAUUGAGAAGGGGGACUACCCCUCCUGGACGAUGUACUUCCAGACCAUGGAUCCAAAGGAGGCGGAAACUUACCGCUGGAAUGUUUUUGACAUCACCCGCAUCUGGCCACAGAAGGACUACCCGCUGAGACCCAUUGGUAGGCUGACUCUCAACCGCAACCCCGACAACCACUUCCAGGAUAUUGAGCAGGCAGCCUUCAGUCCCAGCACGAUGGUUCCUGGCAUCGGCCCCAGUGCCGAUCCCAUGCUGCAAGCGAGAAUGUUCAGCUAUCCCGAUGCAGCCAGAUACCGCGUGGGUCCCAACUACCAACAGCUGCCAUGCAACCGCGCCCAGUACGUCUAUUCGCCGUACCAAAGAGACGGGCCGAUGCGUGUGGACGGCAAUUAUGACGGUGAUCCGGACUAUGUCCGAUCCUCCUUCCGCUCUCUUCGUCUCGGCCCAGCAGAUAUUGCCCACGAUGAGUGGGUGGGCAAAGUCACUCAGUUCUCGUCGGAAGUCACAGACGAAGACUUUGAGCAGCCUCGUGAUCUCUGGAAGAUCUUUAAGAGCAACGGUGAAGACAAGGUCUUUGCCAAGAAUGUUGCGGCCCAUGUUGGCAAGGCUCUUCCUCAAGUACAGAAGGCGACGAUCGAGAUGUUUAAUCGGGUUGACAGGGAGGUCGGGGAGGCGAUACAGAAGGCUCUUGAUGAGUUGGAUAGCAAGGGCGGUGCGGGGAUAGAGCAUAGCAGUGCUCCUUGCUCCAAGGAGAAGAAGUAG